Molecule: messenger RNA, 6555 nt
Organism: Felis catus (domestic cat)
Lineage: Eukaryota; Metazoa; Chordata; Mammalia; Carnivora; Felidae
Gene: BRF1
Product: BRF1 RNA polymerase III transcription initiation factor subunit
Exons: 18
Coding region: 343-2400 (685 amino acids)
Biological process (GO): transcription by RNA polymerase III; DNA-templated transcription initiation; transcription preinitiation complex assembly
Cellular component (GO): transcription preinitiation complex; transcription factor TFIIIB complex; nucleus
Molecular function (GO): RNA polymerase III type 3 promoter sequence-specific DNA binding; TBP-class protein binding; RNA polymerase III general transcription initiation factor activity
Source: RefSeq, a predicted model, not a curated record
GCUUCUGGCCCCGCCCACUGCUGACGCUCGCGCGCCGCCAGGGAGGCCUGCUGGUUAGUGGUUCUGAGGCCCGGUAGCGGCGUCCGGGUCCGCAGGUUGCGGGUUCGAGUCCUCGAGGCCCCGCCGCAGCCCCGGUGCCCGUCCCCGACGCGCGGGAGAGACCGUUGCGGGCGGCGCGACCGCGGCGUUCGCGGCGAAUCUGCCGCUGCGAAUCGGAGGGCUUGGCGGCGGCGGCGGCGGCGGCGGCCUCGCGAGAGUCGGGCGGGCCGACGCGCGGGCGGGCGGACCGGGGCCGGGGCCGGGGCCAGGAGCGGGCGACGAGCCCGCGCGAGAGCCGCCGGCAUGACGGGCCGCGUGUGCCGCGGCUGCGGCGGCACGGACAUCGAGCUUGACGCGGCGCGCGGCGACGCCGUGUGCACCGGCUGCGGCUCGGUGCUCGAGGACAACAUCAUCGUGUCCGAGGUGCAGUUCGUGGAGAACAGCGGCGGCGGCUCGUCGGCCGUGGGCCAGUUCGUGUCUCUGGACGGUGCCGGCAAAACCCCAACCCUGGGCGGCGGCUUCCACGUGAACCUGGGGAAGGAGUCGAGAGCACAGACCCUGCAGAACGGGAGGCGUCAGAUCCAUCACCUGGGGAACCAGCUGCAGCUGAACCAGCACUGCCUGGACACAGCCUUCAACUUCUUCAAGAUGGCCGUGAGCAAGCACCUGACCCGCGGCCGGAAAAUGGCCCACGUGAUCGCGGCCUGCCUCUACCUGGUGUGCCGGACGGAAGGCACCCCGCACAUGCUCCUCGACCUCAGUGAUCUGCUCCAGGUGAACGUUUACGUGCUGGGGAAGACCUUCCUCCUCCUGGCGAGAGAGCUCUGCAUCAACGCACCAGCAAUAGACCCGUGCCUGUACAUCCCACGCUUUGCCCACCUGCUGGAGUUUGGGGAGAAGAACCACGAGGUGUCCAUGACGGCCCUGAGGCUCCUGCAGAGGAUGAAGAGGGACUGGAUGCACACUGGCCGGCGCCCCUCGGGCCUCUGUGGAGCAGCACUUCUGGUUGCAGCCAGGAUGCACGAUUUCCGGAGAACCGUCAAAGAGGUCAUCAGCGUGGUCAAGGUGUGCGAGUCCACGUUGCGGAAGAGGCUGACGGAGUUCGAAGACACGCCCACCAGCCAGCUGACCGUGGACGAGUUCAUGAAGAUCGAUCUGGAGGAGGAGUGUGACCCCCCUUCAUACACAGCUGGGCAGCGGAAGCUGCGCCUGAAGCAGGUUCCGGCUGCUUUGUUUCAGCUUGAACAAGUUCUGUCCAAAAAACUGGAGGAAGUUGAAGGUGAGAUAUCUACCUACCAGGACGCGAUUGAGAACGAGCUGGAGAGCAGCCGGCCCAAGGCAAAGGGGGCCCUCGCCAACCUGACCAGAGACGGCUCCGUGGAGGACACCACGUCCAGUGUAUUUGGGGAAGACGAUGCCGAGGACGAGGAGUUGGAAGCCGCUGCCAGCCACCUGAACAAGGACUUUUACCAGGAGAUCCUUGGUAGCGGCUUGUCCAGCAGUUCCGAGGGGGCCGGAGACCCCGAGGAGGGCGCCAGGCCCCCUGCCCUGGAGUCCCUGCUUGGCCCCCUGCCCACCGCGGCCAGCCUGGGCAUCUCAGACUCCAUCCGAGAGUGCAUCUCCUCCCAGAGCCAGGACCCCACGGACGCGUGUGGGGACGGCGAGCUGGACCUCAGUGGCAUCGACGACCUGGAGAUCGACAGGUACAUCCUGAACGAGGCGGAAGCCCGUGUGAAGGCCGAGCUGUGGAUGCGGGAGAAUGCAGAGUACCUGCGGGAGCAGAGGGAGAAAGAAGCAAGAAUAGCAAAGGAGAAGGAGCUUGGCAUCUACAAGGAGCACAAGCCCAAGAAGUCCUGCAAACGCCGGGAGCCGAUCCAGGCCAGCACGGCCGGGGAGGCCAUCGAGAAGAUGCUGGAGCAGAAGAAAAUCUCCAGCAAGAUCAACUACAGCGUGCUCCGGGACCUCAACAGCAAGGGCGGGGGCGGUCUGCAGGAGGAGGACGCACAGCCCGAGGGGCGGACCGCCACCCGGAAGCUGUCUCGGAGGAAAACGCCCGCCAGGAGGCACAGGGCCGACCCCGGGACCAGCGUGGGGAAGAGGUUGAGGCCAAUGGUGUCCGCGCAGCCGGCCAAGAAGGCGGCCGCAGGAGAGCCCUUGCCCCUGAGCCCAUCCACCCUGGGAGCCGAGCCCGCCAGGCCCACAGCGGUGCUGGUGGAGAGCGGGCCCGUGUCCUACCACCCCGAGGACGACCCCGAUGAGGACGACCCCGACGAGGACGACGGGGAGCCCUGUGUCAGCGCCCUGCAGAUGAUGGGCAGUGGCGAUUAUGGUUGUGACGGCGAGGAGGACGACGGGUACUGAGCCGUGGCCCUGCAGCCGUGGCGUCUGGCAGUGGGGGCCUCGGUGGGCCCGCCUGCCCCGCAGUCCUCACCGCAGGCGCUCAGCACCUCCGUGGCACUGGUUGCCAGGACCACGUCGGGAGCGUCGUCGGGAGCGUUUCUGCCCAGCAGGGGACUGGACCGCUGCCUGUGCGUCUGGUCCGAUGUGUCUUGUCCCGUGGAAGGAAACUGAGGCGCGAGAAGGCCCGCUUUUCGGAGCGAGUGGAGGGCUCCUUGUGGAGCCGGGUGCCUUGGCCCCCACCCCUCCCCGGGGCUGAGAAGCACUGCACCAGCCCCACCCCUGCGGGGCCAGGGCCACUCUGUGCCUGUGGCUGUGUCUUCAGCCAGACCUCGGACUCUGGCCCACGACAGGACAGUUGGCUCCGUGAUCCCUGGGUGCACAGCUGCCCUGGGCAGUGCCCGCACAGCCUCUGGUGGCUGCCCAGGGUGUUGAGCUGGUCCUGCUGCAUGGAGCCAGACCCAGGAGCUGGAACCGGAACCGGGAGCCAGAGCCGGAACCGAGAACUGGGAGCGGGAGCCGGAGCCCAAGCUGGAACCAGGAGCCAGAACUGGAACCAAGAGCCAGAGCCAGAGCUGGAACCGGAGCCAGAGCCGUAGGUGCUCCUUGCUUGACCUGGGAUCUGGCUCAGUGGCCACAGAGGAAUGACAGGCAGAGGGUCUUCAAGCCUGGCCACUCUGCCCUGGAUGGUUCCUGCUGCCCUUGACCACCCCUAAGGACCAGGCCUCGUCAUUGGAAGGCCCAGCGACCGCUUUCAGGGUCUCCGCUUGGGCGUUGCUGCUCUGGACAUGGCCAUGGAGGCAGGGCAGAUGUUUUUGCUGCUCGAGGCCCCAGACCUGGCCACCCUGCCCCCCCCACAGUGGCAGAGUGGGGCCACACUGCCUUCCCAGGGGCCAGCCCUCCGUCUCCAGGGCUGGGCCAGACCCCUCCUGAGCGCAGCAGUCUGUAGGUAGGGAACUUUGAGGUCUUGACUGCACGUGUCUGUACCCUGCAGCCAGCCUGGACCCGGGGCUCCUGAAAAGCCGGAGAGGAGAGUGAGUUUAGUGAAACAGAAAGAUCCGUUACUUACGCAGAAAUUGGCUGAGGCUCUGGUCUGUGCCUUCCCACCUGGGGCUGUGGCCUUGGAGGAGUGAGGCCACGGCCAGUGGGGGUGGGAGGAGCAUACAGUGUGCAGGCUGGACUCACGCCUGACCCUGCUGUCAGAUGCACUAUGGGGACGUGGUUCGGGUUCAUUAGCAAUCCCCUUGUGCCCAGCCCCGUAGGAAGUCCCAGAGUCUGCUCCUGGCGCCGGUCUCUCGUGGGGCCACAGGGCAGGGAGAGCUUGGCCGCAGCGGCUCUUAGAGCAGCCCCAGGCUCUGGCUUCCUGGCAGGGCCGGCGGGGUGGGGGGGUUCACCGAGCCACUCGGGGAGCAGAAGGUGGGCCGAGCCUGGCCAUGGAUGACUGGCUCUGGGGACUUCCAGGUGGAGGUGUGGCUGUGGCCACGGAGGUGACAGAACCACCCUCUGGCAGAGGGGGCUGCCUCCCCAGCAGGGCGAGCAAGGCAGGCUUCAGGACCGGGCUCUGGCAGGACACAUCCCCGAGGGGCUGGACAGAGGAGGUUCCCACGGAGGAAGAGUCCUCUGUCCCAGUGGGGAUGGGGUUUCUGUGGGGGUGUGCAGAGGGCUGGGGUCCUCGGAGAGGAUGUGGUGAGGAGAACAGUGAGGCCCGGGCCGUGACCGAGGUGCCGUGACCUGGGGCUGGCAGCCAGCAGCCCUGUGCUCUGUGUCCAGGUCGCCACUGCCACCGGCGUGGGCUUGCAGGGGACACACAGGAGGCCCGUGUGCCCCUCCGCCCCAUACCUGGGCGCCCCUCGUCCAACCCUGAGGAUGACCUACGUCUGGUCGCUGGGUGUGGCUCUCUUCAGGGGGCCGUGGGGGCCUGUCCCUGGCAGGUGCGGGCUGCAGCUGAUGGGACAGGGCACCAGCAUCACCUCUCCCGGGUCCCUGCGGGCUGGGCCGCAGGAAUCUGCACCCAGAAAGCUUGGGAGGCCUAGGUGCCCCGGCCAGGGAGGGGCAGGGACCUCACUCCGUCUGAGGGUCAGGGUCACUGAGGUGCUGAGAGCCAGUGGGCGGUCAGACCCAGGCUGGGAUCAAGCCCCAAGGGGGUGUGUGGCAGUGGGCCUGCCCGGGGUGCCUCCCCCCACUGCGUGCAGGUCCCACCCCUGCCCCCUGCACUACAGGCAGGUAGCCGCCGGUUCUGCCCUAACCUUAGCCGAGACCAGAGGGGCACGGGAGCCUACGUCACUUCCCAGGUCACCCAGCGUGGAGGUGGCCUCCCUGGGACCUGUCCUGACAGCCGCCCCCUUCCCGGGUGCUGGGGCCUGGCCAUACCUGCUCUCGGAUGCCUGCCCCCGGGGCCUGGCCAGUGACAGCAGGCAUCCCGAGAAGAACGCAGGGCUCCCCGCUGGCUCCCUGCAGUGCUGGGGGUCCCUAGGGGGCAGGCGGGCCGCCGUGAGCACGUGUGCACCCGUGGGCACACAAACGGGUUCUGGGCAGCCUGGCGGCGCGCGCUUGUCCUCUGACUUGCAGAGCCGGGCGGCCUGCCAGGGGGGCCGGGGUCCUCGUGGGGGGCAGGAGGCAGCAAGCAGGCGUGUCUGGCAGUCUCCAGGUGGGAGCGCUGUGCCCGUUGGCUCCCGGCCCCCUGAGCCCAGCUCCCCCUGGCCAGCACGUGCAGCAUGGCCGGAUGGGUGAGAGCCAGCGCCGGCCCGGACCGGGCACCGCGCGCGAGCAUAUGCACGGGUACAGGCCCGGCCCCACGCAGGUGUGCACGUGCACACGCAAGUCUGUCGGGGGUCAGGCCAGGGCGGGCAGGCGGGCCCGGUGCUGGCUGAGGUCAGACGGCCGUGGGCCUGCUGCUCUCGCUGGUGCUUCCCACGGGGCACCUCCCCGGUCUCCGGGGAGGGUGGGGGACGGCCGAGACCUGGGUGUGUGUGGCACCUGCUUGUGCCCCACCACACCCUGUGCUGUGUGACCUGGUGCCAGUCCGUCCCUGAGCGGGAGUCAGAACUACAGGGUACCUUCUAGAUGGCCGCAGGGAGGUGGGCGGGCCACAGCCCCUCCCAGGCAUGGGGGGACAGGUCUGUGACUCCUUUCCCCACCCGGGGCUCUCCGGCAGGGCGGCCUCUCGGGAUUGCCAGCUAGAUCAUUCCCAGGCAUCCUGGGCAGACAGCGAGAGCCCCGAGGGCAGAGAGAGGCAGGCAAGGAGGGAGGCUGGCCUGAUGGGAGAGCCCUCUGCGUCUGUCUCUCAAGGGCUGUCCCCAGAGCAUGACAUCGGUGCGUUUCCUCCAAAAGGCUGUGUUCAGCCCCACCCUCCCGCACCUGCCCUGCUGGCCACUGUCACCAGUGAUUUGGGGCUCACACCGGCCUGCGUGUCCUCAGGCCUUGUGUGCCCUAGGCUCACACACCCCGCCUCCCCGCUGCUCCCGCCAGGUGCCUCCUGCAGCCCCAAGUGGUUCUGGACUGGUCAGGCCCCUAAGUGGGCAGAAGUGCCGAUGGCCCGAGGGCAGCGUGGGUCUCUGGAGGAGGGGCUGGGCAGCCCCCAGGGUGUCCUGCUGGGUGCCGUCGCCCUCCGUCCCGCCCUCCCUGGACCGGGCCUGGAUGGCAGCAAUCUCUGCCGCCUCCGGAUCCAGCGUCCUGCCCUCCCACCCCUCUGUCCACCUCUGGGCGGCUGCAGCACCGAGCGGGGGGUGUCCUCCGUGGUGCCUUCCAGGCAGGGUCCAGGGCUGCUUCCUGGGGAGGGGCUGACUGGUGAGAGGCUGGGGGAGGGGGAGGGGGAGGGGCUCUUGUCACUGGCCUGGGUCUGGGCUGGCUGCCCCUGCCCCCGCCAGGCCGCAGAUGUUCCAGUGGGGCAAACUCAGGGACUUGAACUGCAGGCCACACACACAGCCACCAGGGAGAUGAGGUCCUUCGGGCUGACCGCGUCACUGUCCUCAGCCCUGCCCUGCCCCCUGGCCGCUCGCCCCCUCGGGCGCCCAGGCCCAGCCUUGCCUGGCUUCACAGGCAGGUUCAGCUGAGGCCCCCGCUCCCCCUGCAGCCCGGAAAUGCUACAUUCCCCAAAUAAUAAAGACUAGGAGACUUGAA